UCCCAUGACCCGGAUGUUUAAACACGAUCCAUUCAGGCAUGUUUCGAAGUAAUUUCUUGCAUUUGGCAGAUAAAAUGUAGAUUUUUAAAUUACGUUGGCUGGCAGUGAGAUGUAUAUAUUGACAUAAUGCGAAAGAGCUGGGUUAAGGAAUGCCUGGUUGUUAUUCCGCUCAGUUAUACUGGAUUUUUCAUGGACUAUCUGAAGAUUAUUGUACCGUACUGAUGGUUUAUCGUCCAGUUCAAUAGUAGUUUGCUGUUUCACCACGGUAAUUCUGAGCAACAGUCAGUCAAAUGAAAUCAUCUUUUUUCAAACAAAUAUAACGGAAAGGAAGACUUUUGCAGGUUACUCUUUUUCUUCAACUGCUCAUAAUGUCUUUAGCUGGAGCGUUGUGGUUUGCUGUCCAGGAUGAUUUAUUCUCAAACGGAUUGUGUAACAACACUUCAUCGCCCAGCAUCAGCAUCAGCAACACAACACAAAACAAACAAUCCAGCAUCAGUGAGCCCAUCUCUGCCUCUGAGACACCCAGUGUCCUAGACGAACUGGAUGAUCGCUUUAUUUCUCAGUCUUUACAUCUCAAUCGACAGUGUUUGCGGUUUAUCGUCGAUUUCAUCCAGGCCCGUUUAAAGAAAGACGUGUUUGCGCCCAGACACAACCCGACCUCCGCAGAAGCCAACAUUCUAGCCACGCUUGCCUACUACACACAGGGGUCUCUGCCCGGUAAAAUCACAGACCGGUUGGCAAUAGAUCAGACAGCAGCGGUCGAGGCUGUGAAGACCAUUACUAAACUCUUAUCAGAUGUCAGUCCUGAUUUCAUCACUUUCCCAAACAGUUAUAACGACCGCAUGGGUGCCGCACAAGCCUUUAAGAACCUGAGCGGCAUCCCGCAUGUGGUGGGAGUGCUGGGGUAUUUGCACGUAAAGGUGAGCCCUCCGCAUGGGGAGGAGCUCAUGUACUUGAACACUCUGGGUUAUCACUCAGUCAUGAUGCAAGUCAUUUUCGACGUGGAUGGGAAUCUCCUGAGUCUGGAGAAGUGCUGUCCAGGAGGAACGCCUGAACACACUAUUUGGGAAAACUCGGAAAUUGGCAGACAGUUCAGCAUAUUUCAACACGGUCAUACUUGGGUUAUUGGUAGCAGAAGCCUGCACGGUUGUGGACAUGUGUUGACCCCUGUCGAGGCUUUCCGCAUCAAAAGCAACGCAGCCCUGCGAUUUAACAAAGCACACGCUCAGCUACACAGCCGUGCGCAGCAGGUCUUUGGCAGUUUGAAAAGUCGUUUCCAUUGCCUGCGUGACAUCGGCUCCAUUCAAUCACCUGAGUCGGUGGCAUUCACCAUCAAAGCUUGUUGUGUUCUGCACAACAUCUGCAAGAAGUUCUCUGUGCCGUUACCCUGGGAUUUAAGCUUAGAGCCGCUCCAUCCACCAUCAGAGGUGGUGAACAUCAUGGCAGAGCAGCCAUUUGACUACAUGGAAGACACUAAAGAUGAGAUGAUAGAAAUGUUUUUUAAUAUCACAGAUGAAGGUGAAUAAGAUUGUUUUGUGAUAGCAAAAAGUUAGAAAUAAUUAGUUUAAACCAAUGAAAUGAACAGACACAUGCAUGCCAGUGCCAGUUGAGUCUUAACAUUCUAAGUUUAUUCAGUUAUUCAAAAUUUGAUCAAAAUAAGUUAAUGCUAAUACACUAUUAUUUGUCAACAAGUGAUGUGAAUAAAAAAAUGUCUAUGGAAGACUUUAAACAGCACUCAUUCAGUAAUAAAAGUCUGUCACAAGAAAUGGUAUUGCAGUGGUACCUUGGCUCAAUUAUGCUAUCAGUUGUUAACACCAUGGUCCUUUACAUACAGCACAAUAGUGAAUGAUUAACAGUUAUAUAUACAUAAAAAAAACAUCAAAGCCAUGGUUGUUAAUUAUUAUUUAAGUUUUAUAUACAAAUUGCUUGUGGCUGGAUAUCAUGUGCCUGGUUAUGACAUGAUGUAAAUGUAUUUAAAACAUUAAAGUUCAAAUUUCAGUUUUUACUAAAGUGCAAAAAAUUACAUGUACAGCAAAUACCAAAACAGGUCACACACAAGAUUAUUUACCCAAG
Messenger RNA from Labeo rohita (rohu), 2073 nucleotides. Its product is annotated as putative nuclease HARBI1. Bases 369 to 1526 code for a protein of 385 amino acids. NCBI's taxonomy places the organism in Eukaryota, Metazoa, Chordata, Actinopteri, Cypriniformes, Cyprinidae. The record is from RefSeq and is a predicted model, not a curated record. The transcript has 2 exons.